CAUGGCCAAUAUUUGGUGGAACAUACUUUGUUUUUGUUGUUGUUUACCCUAAAGUUGUUUUAAUCUCCUUUUUUUUUCUUUUCUUAAACCUCUCUUUGGAGUGAAAUGCACCCAAGGCCUCAGUAUACCUUUGAAGUCAGGAUGUUAGAACUUCCUCCUGGGCACUUGGUGAUGGUGUGGAAGAUUUGCUUGUUCAGAUGAUAAGUUACCAAGUAACCACAGUGAGUCGGAGCUCACCCAACAAGAAAAGGCAACAGCUAUGACUCACUUUUUGUACUAAAUACGGUUGACAUCUCUGUAAAUACAUGUGUCUCUAAGUCCCUAUAACACUGCAGAAAUAAAACACGCUUACGCUUUACCGGAACGUUUGGUGUUUCAUGACAUAUUUAAAUAGAGCGUGAAAGAGUGCGUUUAGUAAAGUGUGCCUGAUGGUCGCGAAAAAGUAUGUGGGAGGUCAGGAAGUGGUGAGUUUGUCACGAGUGAAAUGAGCCCCUGCAGUAGCUACAGGAGUUUAUUUUGACAGUUUCAGGUGACGAGCACGUUGAGCCAAAUGGAGGGACUGAACUAUCUGAUGCUGUUUUGCUGCUUUGCAUUUGUCUGCGUUGAUGGAGGAGACUCGGUUGGGUCAUGUGAAGUUGCAUUCGUGGGCCGGAGAGGAACGACAUGGAAAAUUGCCCCACAGCAAAGUCUGACAGUCGAGUGUCCUGUCAAACACUGUGGACAAACGGUAAAUGUCACCUGGUGUAAACUCCUCAAGCCACACCGCUGUGAACAGCUUAAUCAAACAGACAAUAUAGAAAUAAGACAGCGUCACAACCCAGCUAACGAUGAGCUAGUAUCCUAUUUAAGUUUCAAGCGGAUUUCCGUUCAUGAUGACGGCCUCUACAGAUGUCAUUUAAAAAGGGUCCCAUCUCAUUUUGGAUUCAGUCAUCACAUCAACAUCUCAGUUUCAGAUAUAUACAUGGGGGCUGAAUACUCUGAUAAGGCAGCAGUCAUGUCACUGAGCGCUGAUGAUGAUGAUGAUGAUGAUGAAGUUGCGCCCUGGCUGCCCUAUUUCUGCAUCACCAUGAGCAUAGUUGUUCUGGUUGCCGUCAUGGUUGUGUUAACUCUCCUGAGAUUCUAUGGCUGGAAGCGAAUACUGAUCUUCAAAGACACGAAGGGAGAGGAGAUGCCCACUCAAAUGAUACCAGACCUCCCCAAGUGGACUGAGUCUUCCUCUCCUGCCCUACAAAGUCGUAUCUUUGUUGUGAAUGACAUCUACUCUCCAACUACUCCAGAAACACCAAAAUCACCACCUGCCCCGUCACCCGCUGAAGACCAGCCUGCUGCUUCAGACACAGCAGAUAAAACGUCUGCAGUGUACGCUGUCAUCAAUCACAGUCAGCCUGGGAUGGCUGCCAGAAAACAGAAUGCGGCGACCAAAGAGGAAAAAAGUCCACAGUACACUGUCGUCAAAGUUCCCUGACACUUUGGUGUGUCACAGACACAUACAGUUGAAAUGAUGGAAAAAAUGUUGUGUCACGGAACAAGGAGAUGGCUGAGCGAGAUCAGCGCCGCUGCAGAAGGAGGUGAACGGAGGAGGCUUGUGGUCGUGCAGAUGUACAGUGUUUCAUCUAAAGUUGGUAUGAUAGACCAGAAGCAGUAAUGAAUAUAUUCUCUCAUGCUCAGGUUUGUGAAUACCUUGUUUUCUUUCUUUUAGUUUGCAUUUGUGUCACUUUGGGGGGAUUUUUCAGCUUUGGUGGUUGUUAUAAAAAAGUUCAGUUGGUUGAGUAAAUGUGUCAUGUACAGAUUCACUGACUUUCUCUUGCCUUUUUUGGCAUGAAAGUGGAACUUUGGGGUGGAGAUCUAUGUUGUGAAAAAAAAAAAAACAGCUUUGUAAUAUAAUCCUCGGCAGAUCUGUGACUUUUGAAAACAUGCUUUUGAGAUGCGACAGUAUUUAUUAGGUAUGUUUGCAUUUCUUCUGAGCUCAUUAUUUUAAAGAAAUGUCCAUUUAUACACUUCAUACAUUCUAAACAUAUUUACAGGUA
Stegastes partitus (bicolor damselfish) is the source of this 2027-nucleotide messenger RNA. RefSeq names its product B- and T-lymphocyte attenuator. The record is from RefSeq and is a predicted model, not a curated record. Gene Ontology annotation, cellular component: plasma membrane. Gene Ontology annotation, molecular function: signaling receptor activity. Gene Ontology annotation, biological process: immune response-regulating cell surface receptor signaling pathway. The coding region runs from base 551 to 1465 and encodes 304 amino acids. NCBI's taxonomy places the organism in Eukaryota, Metazoa, Chordata, Actinopteri, Pomacentridae. The transcript has 6 exons.